UGGCCAUUCGGUAAAGUUUGGUGCAACAUAUACGUAACUUGUGAUGUAUUAGCAUGCUCAUCGAGUAUUUUACAUAUGAGCUUUAUAAGCCUGGGGCGAUAUAUGGGUAUACGGAAUCCAUUAGGUUCGAGAAACCAUUCGACUAAACGUAUAGCUGGAAUGAAAAUCGGAAUCGUAUGGGUGAUGGCGAUGAUUGUAUCCAGUUCAAUUACUGUACUAGGUAUACUUGACGUACUGAAUAUUAUGCCGAAGCCCGAUAAAUGCGUGAUUAACAAUCGAGCAUUUUUUGUGUUUGGUUCGCUGGUUGCUUUUUAUGUGCCGAUGCUGGUGAUGGUGGCAACGUAUUCUCUGACUGUUCGACUGCUAAGUAAAAAAGCUAAAUUUGCUAUUCAACAUCCGGAAGGAGAAAUAUUUCGCAGAUACGCUGUUAAACCGCAACAACCGCAACAGCUGCAGCAACAGUCCCAGCAACAAGAUCAUCAAAUCAGCUGCACGAGCACAAGUUCCCAGAGUGCAUCGGCAAUGGAAAGUGGAAACGUUCUGUGUCAACGCAGACCGUCCAUGAUGCAAUCGCAAUCGCAGCAAACGAUUUGUUGGCGAACACAAGGAGUGAAUACCAUAUCAGAGCGGUAAGAAAAAGUGAAAAUUUUCUCAUUAG
Molecule: messenger RNA, 658 nt
Organism: Bradysia coprophila
Lineage: Eukaryota; Metazoa; Arthropoda; Insecta; Diptera; Sciaridae
Product: 5-hydroxytryptamine receptor 2C-like
Biological process (GO): chemical synaptic transmission; serotonin receptor signaling pathway; G protein-coupled receptor signaling pathway, coupled to cyclic nucleotide second messenger
Cellular component (GO): dendrite; plasma membrane
Molecular function (GO): neurotransmitter receptor activity; serotonin binding; G protein-coupled serotonin receptor activity
Source: RefSeq, a predicted model, not a curated record